Messenger RNA from Didymodactylos carnosus, 2613 nucleotides. NCBI's taxonomy places the organism in Eukaryota, Metazoa, Rotifera, Eurotatoria, Philodinida, Philodinidae. The record is from the annotation of a GenBank genome assembly.
AUGUUAAUGAAGCAAAUGGUAGAUGAUAUUCGGCAGCAGUACCGCCAAACCGUUAGAAGCCAUCAGUUAGUUGGUGCUAGUGACGUCAAUAGUGGGAAAGAAAAAAAUCCACAAAAAUUCAGUCCUCAAUUUUGUUGCACGGCAAGUCAUCAGGUGACCGUAGUACCUCAGCAAAAACUGAUAAAUGAUGAAUUGAUUACGCAUAAUCUGUUACACCUAUCCUCCUAUUGUCCCAAAGUUGAAUCAUUUAUAGAUGAGGAACAAUUAAAUGAACUGGCUUUAUUGGGACUGGAGCAAUUUGCAUCGUCGCCAUUUGCGAUACUUUACGGUGAGACUUCUACAAAUUUCCAACUAUUAGCGACCAGUGGAUUACGAAAGCUUGUUAAAUCGUACACAUCGCCCACAGAAUGGCAGAUUGCAGACCGUCCUACGGCAUGGGAAAUAAUUAAACCAUAUUUUUGGACAGGGCCGCCUCGCAUACGUUUCGAAGGUGUUUUUGAUAUUAUUCAACAGUAUAUCGACUCAAAUUUGUCCGUUCUCGAUAUUCUUAAUAGUGGCACGUCACGACCAAGCCGAACACAUGAUGCUCUUGCUGUUCUCGCAUUUAUGUCGACUGUUAUUACAACGAAUUUUGAUCAUCUUAUUGAAGAUGCAGGCCGAUAUCGACCCAGUUACAAUCCAAACACUGUUCCUUUUAAUGUCUUUUAUACGGAAGCAGAUUUCGAGAAAGCUCGUAAUUCUCUUGGGAAUAGUGCAUCAUCACUACCUGAAUUCAAAGGUUUGUGGAAAAUUCAUGGCACGGUUGCCAGAUGGGAAAAUAAUUCGUGGUCUCUUGUUCGAGCUGAUGAAGACGGAGGCCCAGUAGCAACAUUUCGACAUCUAUCAUCCACACGAGAAUCGGACAAUCGUCGUAUGUUUUUGCAGUAUUUAGUAGAAACCCGUCAGCUCUUAGUUAUUGGUUAUUCAGGCAGUGACGAUUUCGAUAUAACAGGUUGGCUAAAAUCGACAAAAAUACCGAAACGUGUACUUUGGGUUCAACAAAUAACGGAGAAAAGCUGUUCAGAGCAGGUACUUUGGAGCGGUAUUGAUAUUGUCAAUAAUGUUCCGACUAAUAUUUCACAAUUCGAUAGAGGUCUUAUUGGUUUAGCCUGUGCGUGGAAUGAACGGAAAGUUGCCGACCGUCUAACGGUGCUGGUAACAACUAAUCUAACCGAUGUGUUAGUAAGAAUAGCUAAACUGUAUGGAACAAUUAUUCGACUCAGAGAAGACCAUCCGGCAGCGGCUGUUCCUGUUAAGGAGGAAGAAGAAAACAAACAGGAAUUUUUACUACCGAUGCCAACAAAAUGGCAAAGUUAUACUGUCAGUGGAGCUAUGCUUGCGCAUCUUUCCUACUUUUCGGAUGCAAAAUGGUAUUUCGAUUGUGCUGCUCAAGCAGCCAUUGUUGGUACUCGAGAAUAUUGUAUUGCAAAACUAGCUAGUGCCGAGGCAGCAAUUGAAAUCGGCAGUAGAACAGAACGUAUCCAGGCAAUGAAAGAUGCAAUGGAAGCAGCCGAGACAGCACCGCUGUCGCAAAUUGGUUGGGAAAAAUCGAAAGCGCAGCUUCUGAAAGCUACUGUAAUACGUUUCGUCGAAAAAGAGGGCGCAGCUACGGCAAUAGACAUUUUAAAAAAUUUACUCGAUGAUUAUGGUCGUCCGCAGGAUUGUGAGGAUGUAGGUCGUGAGCGUAAUGUUGCACUUGAUGCUGCAAUGCUACUUGCACAAUUGAGGCGAUAUUUGCCUAACAGUGAGGAACCAUCCGACGUAGUAAAGGAAUGGCUUGAUGCCGUACCCAAAACUGCUUUGUUGCACACAAAAGCCAUGAAUUUGCAUGAACUAGCAUUACACAAAUACCAAUGGGCGUCUAAUACUGACGAACUCAAUGAUGCAGUAACAACAAUAAAAGAAGCUUGCGAAAUUCGAGAAGAGGUUGGACAUAUGCGUGGUCUUGUUGCCAGUUUAAACGUGCUCGGCUCCAUCUGUAUGAGACAGGCAGAUUGGGUUUUAUCGUCUAAUUGUAUGGAUGCUCUUGAACAAUUUUGCCGUUCAAAAGAAUUAUCCGAUAAACAUGCAUCCGAAUUCGACCAAUUCCAGGCUCGUAUUCAUCUUUUUAUUUGUCUUCUUCGUUACCCAUCAGGAGCCAAAUUUAUGGAUGAAUUGUCUCAUCUUUUGGAUUAUUUCCAAACAAAAACAACUGACGAUAUUCGAACAAAAAUUGAAACAGACUUUUGUCUCGCCAUGCGUAUAUUCAUUUCUCCGACGGUAUCGGUCGAGGACGCAUGUAAAAAGGCUGAGAUACAUUUCAACAAUAUAACAUCGAAAUAUACGACUCACCACGAUGCCCGUCUAAUUCGUAUUCUUGGUGCAGCACGUUUCAAUUCGGAAUUGUGUAGUGAGUGGCUAAGAGGACGAGCUCACAGAUCAGAUCCGGACUUGACAAGAGACAUUACGACUAGAACAAAUGUGUCGGGUGCGGUUAGCGCCUACUGGAAUAUGCGAAUUCAACGAGCUGAAGCAGAGAUCCCAACGAAUGCAAACGAACGUUUACAACUUCUUUUAGAUCCGUUAUCACCCUAA